AUGCCGCCUAAAGCAGCCAAGAAAAAACCACCAAAGACAGUUAAGAAAAAGCCGCAAAAGGAAGUCAAGAAAAAGCCGUCAAAGACAGUCGUGAAAAAGCCAAAAACAAAGGAAGAGGUAGAAAAAACAGCGAACGAAAAGCCAAAGAGAAAGUACACUAAGAGAAAACAGACCAAAGUAGCAGUAAAUAGCUCGUCUGAAAAUGAGGAUUCCACAGUCUCCACGACCACCAUUGAAAAAGUUCCACAAAUUCCACAAAAGUACAAAUGUCCACUGNCAGUAAUUAGCUCGUCUGAAAAUGAGGACUCCACAGUCUCCACGACCACCAUUGAAAAAGUUCCACAAAUUCCACAAAAGUACAAAUGUCCACUCAUUGGAUGCAACAAAUCCUUCAAAUUGGCGGCCUCUCUGCAGCAACACUACCGAAAUCACGGGACCGACAAGAAGCCCUUCAAGUGCGGCCUGCCAUCCUGUGACAAAGUCUUCUCUAAACAGACCGACCUUUACCAGCACAUCUCCAAUGCUGAUCAUGAUCUGAAACCGGAACAGCAGCAGCAGCUGAAGGCGCGGCCUCUGAGCAAGGAGGAGGCAAAGCGGUACGUGAUCGUCCUUUCUGACGUCCUCGAUCGAGAGUACCAGGCGCUGGGCAUAAAAAAGUACUGCAAGGGUGACGUCUACGGCGGUGACGAUGCAAAUCGGUCCGAUGAAGUGGACGAAAAGCCGAAUGGCAGCUUUGGUGGAAG
Rhagoletis zephyria (snowberry fruit fly) is the source of this 743-nucleotide messenger RNA. Its product is annotated as zinc finger protein 143-like. NCBI's taxonomy places the organism in Eukaryota, Metazoa, Arthropoda, Insecta, Diptera, Tephritidae. Gene Ontology annotation, molecular function: DNA-binding transcription factor activity, RNA polymerase II-specific; RNA polymerase II cis-regulatory region sequence-specific DNA binding. The record is from RefSeq and is a predicted model, not a curated record. Gene Ontology annotation, cellular component: nucleus. Gene Ontology annotation, biological process: regulation of transcription by RNA polymerase II.